CAGCCCCUGAGAUCUACCCGUACACAUCGACAUAGCGAAGCAGCAGCAUUGGAUCUGAUUAGCCAGUAAUGCACAUAUGCCAUUGCAAGCAAAUGGAUUCUGAGCUGCAGUGCCGCAAGCGAAAGCACAUCCCAAGACGAACUCCUUCGUCCUCUCUACUCUCCUGCCACUAUUCCAUUUCCGUCUCUCUCCUUCUCCUCCUCCUCUGCUUCUGCUGCUUCGUCCUCCUCCUUAACAGCUUCUCCACCAUUGGCUCGUCUCCCUUCCGUCCCGUUCUGAUCGUCUCCCGCUUACCUCUGCUGUCGUCUUCAGCAUUGGCCGUGAGCAAUUCCAUCUUACAUUCUUCUGCCGAUCAUAAUGACGGGGGACCAUUGCCAUUCAUUGUUGAGGAUCGGGUCUUGUUCUCUGACCAUGUUUUGCUGGUGGUUUCCAAGAGGAGAACGAUAACGACGAAGGGUCUAUCUCUGCUUCAUUGGAACGCAGCAUUGAAUUGUGUCUACCAUCCUCUGCCCUCCUUCAGUAACACCAACAAUUCUAUUGAAUCCAAUGAGUUAGAUCCCAAGAACCGCCACAGCAUCUCACUUUCCCUUCUGUCUGUAGACGAAUUCGAUGGUUACAGGUCAAUUGCCCGGUGUCCCACACCUCCAGCUAAUCACUCUGCUUGGGUUCUCCUGGAGAGGACUGGAAUUAGAGAGACUCAGCGCAGCAGAGGAGAAGAAUUACAAGAUGAUGCGUCGGUUGGAAUUGGAAUUGAUCAUCCAGUUCAUUCAUGGGAGACGUCGCUGGUCUACGGUGCAGCUCUGGAUGGGGACACGGCCGUGGUGUUCGUUAAAGGAUUGAAUCUUCGCCCUGAUAGAGCCUCUGAUCCGACGCAAUUCGUCUGCCACUUCGGAUGGGGAAAUUGGCAGAGAAAUCCCCACUUCGUUUUCACCACACAGGCCCUUACUGCAGCACAGGAAGUUGUCCGGUGCUCUCUCCCUAUUACCAUUCGAAACAAUCCCUCUAGAGCCAAUGGAAUCCGAGUCACCAUUGGUGUAGCUUCAUUGGGAACAUCAGGCAGAGUGAGGACUACUCCUCCCCUUUAUAUUCCCCUACCUUCCGUCGCUAAGAUCUUCCAUUUCACCACCACCACUGCCGCGGUGAAGAAGAAAUAUGAGAUGUGUGUAUGCACCAUGGUAUGGAACCAAGCCUCCUCCCUGCGGGAAUGGAUCACCUACCAUGCCUGGCUUGGGGUUGAGCGCUGGUUCAUCUAUGACAACAACAGUGACGACAAUAUCAAGCAAGUGAUUGACGAACUCGAUCAAGAGAAUUACAAUGUUAGCAGGCACGUCUGGCCUUGGCUCAAGACCCAGGAAGCUGGUUUCUCACACUGCACCGUCAGGGCAAAGGCGGAAUGCAAUUGGGUGGGAUUCAUGGAUGUUGAUGAGUUCUUCUACUUCCCUGUUCCCUCUGCAAACAGAGGGAUUCCGACCGAUAGCUUGGGAUACCCAGGUCGAGAUUCUCUUAAAACCCUCGUCGCAAAUUUCUCCUCCUCAACAACCAUCGGUGAGAUCAGGACAUCCUGCCACAGCUUUGGACCGUCAGGGCUAAGAACGCCUCCUUCACAGGGAGUGACAGUGGGCUACACCUGCCGGCUCCAGAGCCCUGAAAGGCACAAAUCCAUCGUACGCCCCAAUGCUCUCGACGAUACACUACUCAAUGUGAUUCACCAUUUCCGGCUAAAGACAGGGUACACGUACCUCAACCUGCCACAGAGUACAGCCAUCAUAAAUCACUACAAGUACCAGGUGUGGGAAGCUUUCAGGGCCAAGUUCUUUCGAAGGGUUGCCACCUACGUCGCAUACUGGCAAGAGAACCAGAAUGAGGGAUCGAAAGACAGGGCCCCUGGGCUUGGGACUGAGGCCAUUGAGCCACCCAAUUGGCCACUUCAGUUCUGUGAGGUAUGGGACACAGGGCUCAGGGACUUCGUAAUGGCCAACCUGGCUGAUCCUGCAAAUGGGGUAUUACCCUGGUGGGGGAGCUCUCUUCAGUGACAAACACUCAUGGUGCCGCAUCAUUGUUGGCCUAUGAACAAUGAAUCACUUGUACAACCACACCCAUUCUUUAUUUUCAUUUUUUUUACCCUUUUGAUCCUGUUUUUUAUAUUGCCUGACACUAGUAAUUCAGAGAAGCCAUAGAGAAUUGUAGGGUUUUACAUUAUUGUAAUUUGUGACAUGACACGAUUAUUUUUCUCAUACUUGAAUUUUAUGGACUCAUU
This is a messenger RNA of Telopea speciosissima, 2257 nucleotides long. RefSeq names its product glycosyltransferase family 92 protein RCOM_0530710-like. The record is from RefSeq and is a predicted model, not a curated record. The transcript has a single exon. NCBI's taxonomy places the organism in Eukaryota, Viridiplantae, Streptophyta, Magnoliopsida, Proteales, Proteaceae. The coding region runs from base 69 to 2033 and encodes 654 amino acids.